Molecule: messenger RNA, 1951 nt
Organism: Drosophila albomicans
Lineage: Eukaryota; Metazoa; Arthropoda; Insecta; Diptera; Drosophilidae
Gene: CCDC151
Product: myosin-9
Exons: 6
Coding region: 45-1886 (613 amino acids)
Biological process (GO): cilium movement; outer dynein arm assembly
Cellular component (GO): cilium
Source: RefSeq, a predicted model, not a curated record
UCGUUGCCACAACAAACUGUCAAGAAAGCGACUGCUACGCAAUAAUGGAAUCUGAUAAACUAACCGAAUUAAAUAGGCAAAUAAAUGAGAUAAAGAAGCGCAUUUUGCUAGCAGAGGGCCAAAAGACGGCCAAUGCUGCGGAAUGGCAAAAGCAGAAUCGCAUCAAUUGCGACUCAAUUGGCACCUUGAAGAAGGACAUCAAAGAAUUGACUCUGAAGGUGAGUCGCCUACGUAAUCCUUUGCAACGUCCUGUGGUCAUCAAGGAGCCGAGUUCUGAGUCACGUAAGAAACAAGGUGCUACGCCCACCAUCAUUGUGGGCAAGGCGACAUAUCCGAUUGGAGCCAAGAAUGCUGAAGACGCAAUAUUUCUGACCGAUCUCAAGUUGACCGAGAGUCGGAAGCAAACGGAUCUGGUGCGUCAUAAGUUUAAGGCACGGCAACAGCAUUUUAGCCGGCUCGUUGAACGGUAUCGAGAGCUCUUGGCCAACAAGGAGGCGCAGAACCAGAACUUGGGCGAGAAACCACCCGAGACACUCGAAGAGGAUGCAAAUCGUAAACUCGUUUGCCAGCUGGAGAAUGAGAUACAUCGCACCAAUGUGCAGUGGAUGGAGGCGGAGCACAUUCGCAAGAAAUACAGAUCCAUAGAGGCAUCGCUCAUGACUGAUGCAGAGCGAUUUGAGCGCAGUUUGCGCGAGCUAGAGCAAUCCUUGAAUGAACAAAAAGCGGAGAUCGAGCGACUGCAGCAGGUCCACAAUGAAGCCAUCGAAAUGCGUGAUGCCGCCAAGGUGAUUCUACAGCGUCAAGAACAACAGGCGAAUCUCUCGCAAAAAACUCGCGAGCGUCAAGCGCUCGAUUUUCGCAAGCAGGUUGAAGCACGUAAACUGGAAUUGGAGCGCAUUGGACGCAAGCUGUUCGCUGAGACCAAGACGUUAGUGCAUCAGGAUAGCGUGGGUUCCAGUUCGGGGGAUCAACACACUGCUAAGACAGAGAAUGGUGAGGAAGAGCCAGUGUCGCAGCUCGAAAGCGUCACCAGCGACAUGGAAUCCCUCUUCAAGCAGCUGAUGGAGGCUUCUGGAGCCACUUCACCCUUUGAGGUCUUUGAGCGUUUCAGUGCACAAAAGGAAUCGGCUGCGCGUCUCACAUAUCUGCGCAAGGCAGCUGAGGCGGAGAAAGCCAAUCUAGAAGCAGAGCGAGAGGCAUUAACAAGCGAACUAGAAGCAUCCAAGUUCUCGGAUGUCAAGGAAAGCGAAGUCAAUCAAGAAGUCAUCGAACAGAUCAAAAACAAUAUAGGCGUCAUGGAGCAGGAGCGUAAAAAGGACACAGAUGCCGCAGACAAGUCGAUGGGUGUACUUAAGUACCUUAAGGAGCGCAUCUGUGAGAUGAUCUUCAAGGUGCAGGAAGUGGACGAGAGCAACAUCGAUAUGAAAGAGCGUAAGCUGCACAUUAGCGUCGCUGAGUUGCCCAAUUUUCUUGCUCACACAGCGCAAGAUGAAGACUUGAUUGAGAUACUCAAGCUGAAGAUCAAGCGCUGCCAGGAGCUGAGCAAACCCGAGGAUGUGCCGCCCCUAGAGAUACCCAAAUUAGACUUGGAAGAGGACGAGGAUGACGCGUAUCAACUGGAGCCACCAAAGUCGCCGUCGAUGGUGGAGGGCGAAAAACCACAGCCGAUGCCCAUGUGCUAUUACAAUCUAUUCGCUGGUCGUGCACAGCGAGCAGCAGGCACUUCCUCAUCCUCGCCAGAACAGGCGCCAGCAGUGGUGGCGACAACAGAUGACGAUAAUGAGGUGCCAUCGCGUAACUUCCUCAAGAGACAAUCAGUGCUCAUUGUGGACUCGAAAUCACGUCGAAAACCGUUUAGACCGCCACCUGGCGGCAGGAGGAAGUAGUUCGAAUCAGCAAUAUUAGCAUGAGCGAAAAACUACAGAGUGGAAAUUCAACUAACAAUCAAAGA